AUGCCUGCGGCUUCUCCGACGACAUAUCUUUCCCUCUCCAAUGCCAUCCCGUGCACAGGAUACCCAGCGCACAUACAAGCUCAACAGAUGCGGACAAUUCGGUAUCCCGAAUACCAAGUGAGACCGUUGCUUUCUGAAGUAGAGGAGUCCCCCGUGGCUGCUGCGUAUACCAGCUUCCGAGAGUGGGCAUGUCGCCAAAUCGACUCUGGAGCAUCAAGGGAAAGCAUCCUCGGGCCGGAAAAGGUUGAAGUUGACCUGUUCUUCCGUGCACGAGGACCGGCCGACCCGCACACCGUUUCUACCUGGGCUUGUGAGUUCUUCCGUGCGCUGGAGGGCAUCGAUGUCUUUGUCUGUCUGGCAGGAAUAUUCAACUUUGAUCGUUUCAUGCGGUGGAUGAUCGUGCCGUCUGCGGAAACAUACGCAAAAGUCCCUCCUGGCCAGCGACCUACGGCCUGUCAGCGACUUGUACCGCAUCAUCCUGCGUCCGAUCUGCCAGUUCUGCCUGAAUUACGAGAUGCCUUGAUAUAUGACAUGCGUGACUUCAUUCUGGCAAGUCAGUGCUAUGGCACGACGAUCAACUGGGAUGGCAGCCUGGAUGAGGCGAUUGACAUAGACCCGGAGACGGCCAAUAUGACCAUCUCGGAUGCCUUUGCCGAACACUCGUGGCACAUGGACAAUUGGACUUUCAGUCGAGGCUUUGCAGCAGUAUUUCCCGAGUUGAGACACCGCUAUCGCAUCUCACCGGCCAUCGCGAUUCCGCCUAGUCCUGGCAACGUCGAGGAGUUGCUGCAGAAGCGCGAUCGCAUAAGAACGGGCAUAAAACGUGAAGGAACUUGA
Messenger RNA from Exophiala spinifera, 837 nucleotides. RefSeq lists its product as uncharacterized. Lineage: Eukaryota; Fungi; Ascomycota; Eurotiomycetes; Chaetothyriales; Herpotrichiellaceae. The coding region runs from base 1 to 837 and encodes 278 amino acids. The transcript is spliced from 3 exons. The record is from RefSeq and is a predicted model, not a curated record.